Benincasa hispida (wax gourd) is the source of this 1513-nucleotide messenger RNA. Lineage: Eukaryota; Viridiplantae; Streptophyta; Magnoliopsida; Cucurbitales; Cucurbitaceae. The record is from RefSeq and is a predicted model, not a curated record.
UCCAGUGGUUGGGUAACGUUACUCAUCCGUUUCGACCAUCGAACCUCCUCUGUUUUAGUUUGCAUCGGCAAAGGAUAUUCUCCACGUUUCUUCCAUGGCCGGCGACAAGAAGCUCCAUAUAGUAAUGUUUCCAUGGCUCGCUUUCGGCCAUAUGAUUCCAUAUCUUGAGCUCUCCAAACUCAUUGCUCAAAAGGGUCACCACGUCUCCUUCGUUUCCACUCCCAAAAACAUCGACCGUCUCCCUACCAAACUCCCUCCCCAUUUAUCUCCUUUCCUCAGCUUCGUCAAAAUUCCUCUCCCUCAAGUCGACGGUCUGCCAUCAAAUGCAGAGGCCACCAUUGAUCUCCCUUACCACCAAACUCAGUAUCUUAAAAAGGCCUACGAUGACCUCAAACAACCCCUCACCCACUUUCUUCGAUCUUCCAAUGCCGAUUGGAUCUUGUUCGACUUUGCUUCCUAUUGGAUCGGCCAACAGAUCGGACCCAAACUCGGGAUUAACACUGCCUUUUUCAGUAUUUUUAUUCCCCAGUUUCUCGCAUUUCUCGGACCUACGUCGGGAGAUAGUCGAAUAAAUCCCGAGGACUUUACCGUUCCUCCCAAUUGGAUUCCCUUCCCCACAACCGUCGCGUUUCGUCAAUUCGAAAUCAUGAAUAUCUUUGACAGCGUGACCGGUAACAUAACCGGCGUUUCUGAUUUAGAUCGCUUUAAAAGGAGUGCUGACUAUAGUGAUUUAGUGGCUGUGAGAGCUUGCCCUGAAUUCGGACAGGAAUGGAUUCAAGUGCUUGGAGAUGUAUAUGGUAAAACUAUUUUCCCGGUUGGUCAGCUUCCGACGUCAGAGUACAAUUGUGGGGAUCACGAGAAUCCAGCGUGGCACUCGAUUAAAGAAUGGCUCAACAAACAACUCGAAGCUUCUGUGGUGUACGUGGCAUUCGGGAGCGAAGUCAAGCCUAGUCAGCAUGAACUUACAGAGAUUGCUUUUGGGUUGGAAAUAUCAAAGACGCCAUUUUUUUGGGUGUUGAGGACGCAGCAAGGGCCGACAGACCCGGACCCCAUCAACCUACCCGAGGGGUUCGAGGAACGAACCGAAGGGCGGGGCGUUGUGUGGACCACUUGGGCGCCACAGUUGAAAAUAUUGGGGCAUGACUCGGUGGGUGGGUUUUUGACGCACUCUGGUUGGAGCUCUGUUGUGGAAGCGAUUGAGAGUGAAACACCUCUGGUGUUACUAACUUUCUUGGCAGACCAAGGAAUCAAUGCGAGAGUAUUAGAAGAGAAGAUGAUGGGUUACUCUGUUCCGAGGAACCAAUUGAUUGGUUCAUUUACAAGGAAUUCAGUGGCAGAAUCAUUGAAACUGGUAAUGUUGAAAGAAGAAGGUCAGAUUUAUAGAGACACAAUUAAAAAGAUGAAGGGUUUAUUUGUGAACAAAGAAAAAGAUGAUCUAUUAAUCAACCAGUUUUUGGAGUAUCUAAAAACCCAUAGAAAGGAAAAGGCUGAAGAAGAUCUUUUAUUUCGGUAG